AUGACGACACUGUCGCCGUAUGACGAUCCUGCCGUUCUCGACAAGUUCUUGCAAGUGAUUCAAGGCAAAUCACAGUCUGCAAGGUCCAAAACAUCAGUCAACAAUGGCCCGCCGAAGCUCAACCCACAGAAUGGAGAUUUCUCUCCUAGGAUCUCUGUCACCGCCGAACAUGUCGAAAGUGGCCUCAACACAGUCACUGGCGCCCAGGCUGCUCAGUCCUUGGAUCAACAGGAGUCUGUAGCUAGCAUUCUGAAACCACCACCAUUCCCUCAGACAUCUGACACUGAUAGAUCUGCUGCGCUAGACUUGGUCCAAGAUGAGCAGGACACUGUCACCGAAACAGCAACCCGGACACGGCCUUUGACGCCGACCCAGCAUAGACUCCUGAUCGGCAGGAAGCGUGGCAUUGAGCACCUCACUGAGGGCAACCUGGCGGAAUUAGGCAAACAAACCCAGGGUUACAUUGACAACGUGGUUGACCAGUUUCGAAAGUCAAAAGGACCGGAUUUUGCACAACCUCGUGUCGCUACUAGUCAUAGGCCUUCAGACGAGUUCAAGGCUGCGCAUUCUCUUCAGGGUGCCUCAUCUUUACGAACAGUUAGCAACCCAGACAAGGCGAAUGCUGCCGCAAUCUGCAAUACGGAUGAGACGCCAGUCAACGCGAGUGAGAAUGACCGACCUAUUAAGAGCUCUGAUCAGCAGGAUUGCUGGCACGACGAGAGUCCCGACAGAGCAUCUUGCAUCACUCCCGUUGUGGAUCCUGCCUUCCACCAGGAUAGCCAGCAGCACAUGAACAAUGGUCCAAAGCAAGUCGAUAAGUUGACAGAUGUUGUUCCAUUUCCCACCCGCGUCGGUGGUCCAAAUGGGCAGACCUUUGGCAACCUAAAGGGGUUGGGCGAUGAUUACUCUGCAUCAGCAGACGUGGCUAAGGCCGAAGACGAGCGUCUAUCGACCUCCACUGCUAAUCUGAAGAUAGACAACGCAGUCGAAGACGACAGUGACAAAGAUGGCGUUCCGGUGACGAGCGGAGUGCAUGACAACGAUAGCCCCCCACGCCACACCCAAUCUCCCACCAUUGUGGUGACUGCUAGCACAGACACAGACGAAAGUGUCGAAGAUGACAAUAACGACGAGGAUAAUGACGAGGAAGAAGACCGAGAAAACCUCGUCCGGUUCAGGUCAUGGGGAACCCCUGUCGCCCGCAAUAAACCGAAAUCUCGUCCACGUACUGUCAUUCUCACUGGUUUGCCACGCGGUGCCGAUUUCAUGCUUGUCCAAUCUCUUAUCCAUGGUGGUGCAAUUGAAGGCAUGAAGCUUGUCGCGUCCAUCCCUGAGCGAACCACGAUCGCGGCUCAUGUAACCUUUGCUUCUGCCGAUGCCUGCGAAUGCUAUUGUGGCAACUAUCCCAGGGGAAUGGAAAUCCGCCAUCAAGGCAGAAAGUGGUCCGUGCUCGUGCACAAGAAAGAGCAAGUGGAUGUGAUUUCUGGAAUGUUGCAGGGAUAUCUCGACUGUGGAGCGACCCGCGUGGUCAAGGUGAGCGGCGCCGAUGACGACUGGGGUAUUGUUGCUUUGAACAAGCUCGCUGAAGGAAAGCCUGGCACCCGUCAAGUCGAGGCUGUGCAGGAUACGUAUCGUAAUGGGAUCCGCACCAUCGUCUUCCGGUUCGCAAACAUUAGCCAUGCAGUCCAAUUCAAAGCCCAUCUGAUUCGAAGCGACGAUUGGUAUGGGUGUCACGUUGAGUUUGCAGAGGAUCCAUGCGAAAAGGCUACUGGGAUUCAUUACGACUGA
Molecule: messenger RNA, 1788 nt
Organism: Fonsecaea pedrosoi CBS 271.37
Lineage: Eukaryota; Fungi; Ascomycota; Eurotiomycetes; Chaetothyriales; Herpotrichiellaceae
Exons: 6
Coding region: 1-1788 (595 amino acids)
Source: RefSeq, a predicted model, not a curated record